AUGGGCUUCUGCUUCAGUAAAUCCAAUACUCCAGUAUUUGUCUUACAGAAUGAUCCAAAAAUGGGGAAUGUUGAAGAGGAUUAUUUGCGACAAAACACUGAAGAAAUCCCUGUAGAAGUCAGGACUCACUUAUUCCAAAAUACAGAAAAUAUUAAGUUUGAAAAAACAGAAAAUGACAUUAGAAAUAAUGCAGAAACUCACACGGAGUCUUAUUCUGAUAAUGCAUUGCACUCUGUGACUUAUGUUAAAGAAACUGAUGGUUUAGAAAUGACAGAUGUGGAAUGAGGUUUGAUGAGAUAAUUCAGGACUUGAUCCAACCUGAACAAAUGAAUAUACCAUAAAAAUAUUCUAUUUAGUCUACCAAAUAACAACAAAAUAAUGUUUAAUAGCUGAGUCAAAUAACCAUAAUCAAAUAUACUUUCAAUUUCAAGAUCUAUUAUUUGGCAAUCUUUGGAGUAACUUUUACCAUUGUUGAAAGUUCCCUUUUCCUAUCCACCAGAAAUCAAACAUCUUACAGCAUAUUCUUAUUUUUGGGAAUAUGAUGGGAUGCACAAACCCCACAUUGGGCCUGAAGGUGUUAAACGAA
Chelonoidis abingdonii (Abingdon island giant tortoise) is the source of this 586-nucleotide messenger RNA. RefSeq names its product chromosome 1 C2orf15 homolog (gene C1H2orf15). Lineage: Eukaryota; Metazoa; Chordata; Testudines; Testudinidae. The record is from RefSeq and is a predicted model, not a curated record.